Molecule: messenger RNA, 774 nt
Organism: Chaetura pelagica (chimney swift)
Lineage: Eukaryota; Metazoa; Chordata; Aves; Apodiformes; Apodidae
Gene: ARHGDIA
Product: Rho GDP dissociation inhibitor (GDI) alpha
Exons: 6
Coding region: 11-625 (204 amino acids)
Biological process (GO): Rho protein signal transduction
Cellular component (GO): cytoplasm; membrane; cytosol
Molecular function (GO): protein binding; Rho GDP-dissociation inhibitor activity
Source: RefSeq, a predicted model, not a curated record
GUGUGAGAGGAUGGCAGAGCAGGAGCCCACGGCCGAGCAGUUGGCCCAGAUUGCAGCUGAGAAUGAGGAGGAUGAGCACUCAGUCAACUACAAACCACCAGCCCAGAAGAGCAUCCAGGAGAUCCAGGAGCUGGACAAGGAUGAUGAGAGCCUGCGCAAGUACAAGGAGGCUCUGCUGGGCGCUGUCACUGUCACUGCAGAUCCCAACGCUCCAAACGUGGUGGUGACCAAACUGACCCUGGUCUGUGCCACCGCCCCUGGCCCUCUGGAGCUGGACCUGACAGGUGACCUGGAGAGCUACAAGAAGCAAGCGUUUGUGCUGAAGGAAGGUGUGGAAUACCGGAUAAAAGUCUCCUUCAGGGUCAACAGGGAGAUCGUGUCUGGGCUGAAGUACAUCCAGCACACGUUCCGGAAAGGGGUUAAAAUUGACAAGACCGAGUAUAUGGUGGGGAGUUACGGCCCCCGGGCAGAGGAGUAUGAGUUUCUGACCCCCAUGGAGGAGGCCCCCAAGGGCAUGUUGGCCCGGGGCAGCUACAACGUCAAAUCCAAAUUCACAGAUGAUGACAAGACUGACCACCUGUCCUGGGAAUGGAACCUGACCAUCAAGAAGGAUUGGAAGGACUAGCCCUUCCUGAGGCCAAACCCCAGAGAGCGUGAAUCAGACAGUGGCUACCGUAGGAAUCCCCCCCUGUACCAAAGUGCUGACAUUGGAACCCUCUUACCUGUCACCCCCCCAUUAUAAUUUGACCAGAUCUCAGUGUGUAACGUGCCCCC